Molecule: messenger RNA, 1623 nt
Organism: Pleurotus ostreatus (oyster mushroom)
Lineage: Eukaryota; Fungi; Basidiomycota; Agaricomycetes; Agaricales; Pleurotaceae
Exons: 4
Coding region: 1-1623 (540 amino acids)
Source: RefSeq, a predicted model, not a curated record
AUGCUACCUGGACAACGAGAUGAACACACCGAAUACCAUGAAUAUGUAGUCGGGCCUGGAGAUCGAGCAAUCAACUUCAACUAUGACGACGACCCCCAAAUACACGAGGACAUGAGAGAGCAGGAGCCUGCGGAAUGGCCGAAUGACCUUUUUUCGCCAUAUGACGAAGCUACAACCUAUCAACUACUUCAAGAUUUGAAACAAGCAAAAGCUUUCGUCUGCCGCGUGUUGGUGAAGCCUUGGAAGGAGGUAGAAGUUAUCCAAGAAGUUGUACUGAAGAACCCGGAGGCUCGGACAAGAAUCUUCUCGCAUCGGAAAGUCAAAGGGGUGGUCUACGUUCUACCACGUCCUGACAUGGCGGAAAUCGACAAUUUCUUCAAUGUCGUAUCGGGCCCGGCUGUCCUCCGCACCGAAUCCGGUGCUACAAUCAAAGAGGCUCUUUCGCAUACGGAGACGAAGGUUCUUCUUUUCAAACAGGAAAAUCCAGCUGAGCCCAAUGCGGGAGGACUCGUACGCAUUCACGGCGACGAUACGUACGAGAACCUGAUGGCAUUCGUGGUCGAAGUCGAACCAUGUUCUCAAGUGGCUCAUCUAUUGGUACUUCGGGCUCCGUAUAAAUAUGUCGGCAAUGAACCCGAAUAUGAUGGAUUCCCGAGCGCAAGAAUUCCCGAACUGGUCACAGAGAACGGCCAGCUUGCGCAUGAUGGCCGCAUGUAUGCAUUUGGGCUCAUAAGAGGAAAACUUCCCUUCGACUGUUUACAAUGCGGAAACAUUUGCCCUACAUUUCAAGAAAUCGAGGCGCUUGAGCGAUGCCCAUACGACCCGGUUCAACAGGAGGCUAUUUUCCACAAGCGAAACCAAGUAUCUAAUGGCGACCUCGUCAGGAUCAUAUCCGGAAGGUACCAAGGUCUUGUGGGUUGGGCUGACGAUUUGCGAGCGGAAAGCUGUGGUGUGAUGGCCAGGCCAACAACUUUGGCAGCAGAUACCUUCGGAAUCGAGAUAGCAAAGGAAGAUCUACUGCGUCCGACACUCAAGAAAGGAAAAGACGUGCUUGUUAUCAGAGGUCCCUUCGCGGGAGUGAAGGUAAAGGUUGUCAAAGAUCUGGACAGAUUUCAUGUUCACGCGAAGGUGGUCAAACCUUCCGAAACAAUGGUUCGGGUCAAAAGCUGGGAGAUUAUCAAAUACGCAGAUGUCGGCGAUUACGUUGAAGUGGAAAGUGGCCCAUAUAAAGGUUGUCAAGGCUAUGUAGGAGCAGAUCAGUGGCAAGCGGCGAGAGUGUUUGUCGACGAUCUGGUCGAGAGACACUUAGGGGACAUCACCCUCUUACAUUCCUGGGUCGUCGUUAACUACAACGACCUAAAAACAAUCCAAACAUGUCGCACGGUUGCGCCAACUGCGCCCAUUGAAGAGGAAAGCAAGGGUGGUUCUUUGUUACAACGAUCUUUGGCGGGGAUGGAGGUGGCCAUCGUCUACCACAAAUUUUUGAAGGGUACCACAGGCCGAAUCAUUUCUUCGUCCAUCAUCGAGUCGAAGCGGGGGAAAAGACGGCUUGUAUACAAUGUGGGCAAGCUUCGCGACAAUUCCUCCUACACCUAUCAAGUCAAGGAACUGUCAUCUUCGUGA